UUUAUUAACGGGAUUUUCUGCUUUAUUCCUUGUUCUUCCUUUUUUUUUAUUCGCCUCAGGCGCUCACCGCAUCAUCAUCGCCGGCGUCAUUUCUGAUUAUUAGCCGCUUUUUCCUCUCUUCGCUACGCCAUCGGUCGCGCCGCCCAGCUUAAAUGUCCGACUCAAUGCAGGUGCAGGGGCUUCUACCCCAUCAGCGCCGCCUAGGCGCAAACACGACCAUCAAGGCUAGGGGCAAUUCGUGCACCGAGUGUCGACGUCGCAAGCAAAAGUGCGACCAAGGAAGACCGUGUAGCAAUUGUACGCGCCGAUUCCCGCAGCCGACGUGCGAGUACACCACCAAACGAAACGUCAAGAGGCCCACGGCGUCCGGAUCUCCAAGGAGCAGCUCCAAGAAUGUCAAGGUUGUGCUACAGGGCAAUGCGUAUGCCCAUCUCAACUUGUCCGACAUCCAAGAUGCAAUUCUCCAGGUUGAAGGGGCCGUCGCUGCCGGCGGUCUGGCCGACAGCCCACCGCUAGGCGCUGAAAGAGAAGCUGCUUUUGAAAUACCGGACCACCAGGAUGCGCACUCGUCUUCUCCCGGCUCUGUUUCAGAUCCUUUCCGCAUCGUAGUUACAGACGAAACGGGCACGCUUAGACCCAAAUCCGUCUUUGCCAUGCUACGUUUGAUUUUGUCGGCCCGCCUUAAAGUCACUAAUCGCAUUGUCAAUGACGAAUGGAGCAUCGACGGCCCUCAACUUCUGCGCGCUUUCCAGCAGGCUACCCGGCCACCUCCCAUGCUUGGGGGUCUGGACGAUCAACUGCGGAACCUGCCUAUGGAGCCAACCAGGCUAAAUAUUGAGCUCGUCCGAAUACACCUCCAACUCCUAUCGCGCUUCAAGGCUUCUAUAGAUGGAAAUCCUGACCCUGAGAGUCGAUUUAUGAAGCAUUGGGUUCCGCUAUCAAUUAAAGAUCCUCUCCUUCUUCAGAUAGUACUAUAUACGGCAGUAUGCUUCCUCAAGGAAACAGGCCGAGUGCCCAAGAUGCUUGCUUGGGCUUACAAAGGCGUGGUCCAUCGCAUGCUAAACGAGCACUUGAGCUCGGCUAGAACGCAGACGGGCGACGCCGCCAUCAUGGGAACCGCCCAGAUGGUCAUGGAUUCAUGGUACUGGGGAACCACUGAAGAACUGCGCGCCCACAUGGCGGGCCUCAAGACCAUGUUGCGAAUGAGGGGCGGCCUGCAGGAUCUAGGAAUGGGCGGUUUCCUAGCCAAGACAGUGCUCAUCCACGACAUUGCUAUCGCCAUAGCUCACGAUAUUGAGCCCGAUAUCUACGGCCAACCCGGCUUUGAAUUUCAAGAUGACUUCAUGGUUCCGUAUCAAACCUCUUUUAAUUCCCCCUUUUUAUCAGGAUGGCCAAUGUUUAUCGACCCGGCGUCGGCGUUGAAACUCCAUCGAAGCUCGGCCCAGAUCCUGGACGACGUAAGAUCUGUCAUACAGAUGGUACAAGCCCUGCCUCCAUCACCAACUACACAAGAGCUACACCAUGUCAAGGAAGCAGCAUUGUGGGCCCUUAGCAAGCUAGAUCAGAUGCCGGAGAAUAUUCCCCUCCACGAAGAGGACGAUGGUACGGGACGUGGAGCCGAAGAAGGAGACGAUAUCCAGUGGGAAACGACGGGCUACGAGGGGGCGGGUACAUCCCCGGCAAGCAGUUCUGAUUACGAUUCAUCUUCCCCCAGAAGCAACGAUAGUGCAUCCAUGAGCGGCUCGCCACCCGCUCCGGUGGAUGAAACUGCCAGUGCCCGAUUGGCCAGGACGAAGAAUGAUGCCAUGUACCGUUGUAUCCGUGUAACGGCUUCAAUUUACUACCGCGCCAUCAUUGCUCGUGUACCUACCACUCAGAUCCUAGGCGAAACCGACUUCCUCAAGCUAUGGGAACUGGUCUGGGAGGUCUCGGUGCCGUAUUGGAAGACGGCUGUUGGCGUAUUCAUCUGGGUCAUGGCAGCUGCCGUGCCAAGCUGCCACGCGUCUCCACCCGCCCGAAUGAUUAAGACCCUGUCUGUCGUUGGCUGGAUGACUAUGGGCUUGGAGAACUGGCAUGUCGCCAUCAGCGCGGCUAAUACGGCCUUGAGCCUCCAGCGGUGGCUUAGAGGAGACCAGUACUUCUUCCAAGAUGACGGAAUGGAUUACCAAUAUGGCCCUUCCGGGGGAGAAAAUGUGGUGGAGAAGCAUGGGUUUAUUCUGCGGGAGGCGAGCAUUCCGGAGGUGGUUGCCAACGUGCGGUGCAACGACGAUCACGAGCUGAUUGAGUAAGAUGAAUAUUAUCUGUUUUCGUGUCUGUUUUCCAGCUCCAAGGGGGGUCUACUACCGGGGCUUUGAUGUUUGGGCAUGCGAUGCUGUGCUGAUUGGAGGGAAAUUUCAAUGAGAGAUUGAUUUCAUCAUCAUGACAAUGAGCAUGCUGGACACGCAUACGCCAUGAUUGGAUACUCUCAAAUAUUACUCGCUGCAACAAGUAUUCCGAUACGAACUGCAACAUGCAUGCGAUUGCUUUGGCGAAAUUUCAGUCAUACGACAA
Messenger RNA from Trichoderma asperellum CBS 433.97, 2550 nucleotides. RefSeq lists its product as uncharacterized. Gene Ontology annotation, molecular function: zinc ion binding; DNA-binding transcription factor activity, RNA polymerase II-specific. The record is from RefSeq and is a predicted model, not a curated record. Gene Ontology annotation, biological process: regulation of DNA-templated transcription. Lineage: Eukaryota; Fungi; Ascomycota; Sordariomycetes; Hypocreales; Hypocreaceae.